Messenger RNA from Diceros bicornis minor, 423 nucleotides. RefSeq names its product family with sequence similarity 240 member A (gene FAM240A). The record is from RefSeq and is a predicted model, not a curated record. NCBI's taxonomy places the organism in Eukaryota, Metazoa, Chordata, Mammalia, Perissodactyla, Rhinocerotidae. The coding region runs from base 1 to 423 and encodes 140 amino acids. The transcript has 5 exons.
AUGAUGAUUUUCUCCGGGAUGAACAACCAGUACGCCCGCCGGGAGGUCUUCUGCCGGAACACCUGCCGCGAGCUCAGACGCUUCUGGGAAGGGGAGAUCGGCAAACAGACUUACUACCGCGAGUCAGAGGAACACCGCUUGGGGAGAAGUGCCCUGAGAAAGCUCAGAGAAGAAUGGAAGCAGAAACUGGAAACAAAGCUGAGACUGCGGAACAAUCCAGAUGAGACUGAAAAGCGGGCCAGUGACACCAUCUCCAUCAACCACAACUGCGUCAACAGCUGUAACCCGGCCACCACGUGGCACUUCCUGCAGUGGGAGCUCAAUGCCCUGCAGCAGAUUGGUGACCAUGAAGUCGUGUUGCGGAUCGAUUAUGAAGAACUUUACCACUUCCUCACCAUCAUUGCUGAAAUCCAGAAGAGAUGA